Cryptomeria japonica (Japanese cedar) is the source of this 2266-nucleotide messenger RNA. Its product is annotated as phosphoinositide phospholipase C 2. The record is from RefSeq and is a predicted model, not a curated record. The coding region runs from base 142 to 1980 and encodes 612 amino acids. Lineage: Eukaryota; Viridiplantae; Streptophyta; Pinopsida; Cupressales; Cupressaceae. Gene Ontology annotation, biological process: lipid metabolic process; phosphatidylinositol-mediated signaling. The transcript is spliced from 9 exons. Gene Ontology annotation, molecular function: phosphatidylinositol-4,5-bisphosphate phospholipase C activity.
GAAUAAGGGCGCUGGUGAGUAAGGUAUGAUAAUAGUCCAUUUCCCAAGUUUCGAAUCUUCCAUUGCCAUUUCCCCUACUCCGCUCAAUAUAACUUAUUUAUGGGGGGGAAAUGCAGCGGUAACGCCACCCUGCAGAGAUAAAUGUGCUUCCGAAUGGCGGAGGGCAAAUUGGCGAGGGCCAAAGCCAAGAAGCACGAUAAGCUGCGCUACAAGAUGCUCUGCUGCUUCACUCGCCACUUUACUAGCGGCCCUCGUGAGCCUCCCCAGGAUGUGCGCACCCUUUAUGAGAGUUACUGUGGCCAGGGAGGCUCCAUGACCCCAGAGGUGUUGCAGAGGUUUCUCAACGAUUAUGGCGCUGUUGAAAAAGAUGCACAGCGGGUGAUGGAGAUGCUUCGGGAGCGGGGGCAGCUCACCUUUUACCACCACCACCACCUGCCCCUGGAUGCAUUCUUUGGGUACCUCUUUAGUGAUGAUCUCAAUCCACCUGUUGAUAAGAAGAUCCACCAUGAUAUGACAGCACCACUAUCUCAUUAUUUUAUAUUUACCGGCCAUAAUUCCUAUUUAACUGGGAAUCAAUUGAACAGUGAUUGCAGUGAUGAACCUAUUAUCAAAGCACUUAAGAGAGGAGUGCGUGGAAUUGAAUUGGACAUUUGGCCAAAUUCAAAUAAAGAUGACAUAAAUGUUCUUCAUGGAAGAACACUGACUGCUCCUGUGAAGUUUAUUAAAUGUAUUCAAUCGAUAAAAGAGCAUGCAUUUGUUGCAUCAGAGUAUCCUGUUAUUAUAACAUUGGAGGAUCACCUUACUCCAGAGCUCCAGGACAAAUUAGCCAAGAUGAUGACUGAAACAUUUGGGGAUAUGCUCUUCUACCCAGAUCCAAAUGACUAUAAAGUGCUCCCUUCACCGGAAGAUCUGAAACAUCAUAUAAUCAUCUCAACUAAACCACCCAAGGAAUAUCUAGAAAGACAGAAUUCUGCAGAUCUUGAAAGUGGGGGCAAUGAGGGAAAAAAUACCGGUGAAGAGGAAACAUGGGGAGAUGAAAUCCCAGAUUUUGAGAAUGUGGAGCCUGAUGAAAAGGAUGCACAUGGUGUUGGCUCUGCAGAAGAAGAUUUGGAUGAUGACAAUGGAGUUCCUCGAGAGAAAAUUGAAACACCAGGGUACAAACAACUUAUUGCCAUCCGUGGUGGAAAGGUCAAAGGACUGUCCUUGAAAGAUAUACUGAGAGUUGAUGAUGACUAUGUUAAACGUAUCAGUUUAAGUUUACCAAAAUUGAAAAAACUUGCAAAGUUGCAUCCAGAUCAUAUUGUUAGAUUUACCCAGAAAAAUAUAUUGAGGAUAUAUCCAGAGAGUACACGUGUCAUGUCCUCAAAUGGUAACCCUUUUUUGGGUUGGACACAUGGUGCACAGAUGGUUGCGUUCAAUAUGCAGGGAUAUGGAAGAAACCUCUGGUUGGCUCAUGGUUUUUUUCGGGCUAAUGGAGAGUGUGGUUAUGUCAAAAAGCCUAACAUUUUACUUCUAAAUGCAAAUGAUAAUAGUGACGAUUGUCAAGAUAUUUUCAAUCCAAAAAAUCCAAGGCCAGUCAAAACAACAUUAAGGGUCAAAGUCUAUAUGGGUGAUGGUUGGGUACAAGACUUCAAGAAAACUCAUUUUGACCUUUACUCUCCUCCUGACUUUUAUACAAGGGUUGGGAUCGCAGGUGUGCCAGCUGAUACAGUUAUGAAAAGGACAAGGGCAAUCGAAGAUAACUGGAUUCCUUGCUGGGGUGCCGAGUUUAGCUUCCCUUUAACAGUCCCAGAGUUGGCUUUACUUCGUGUUGAGGUGCAUGAGUAUGACAUGUCUGAAAAAGAUGACUUUGGUGGUCAGACAUGCUUACCUGUGGCAGAAUUGAAGACAGGAAUUCGGGCUGUCCCUCUCUUCAACAAGAAAGGAGAAAAAUACCAGUCUGUGAGGCUCCUCAUGCGCUUUGAAUUUGUCCCAUCAUGAGUUGCUAGAAUACGUAUCUUAAUUAUUGUAUCUAUCCUUUAGGCAUCCUUAGCCUUGUGGACGUUAAAAUUGGUUUCUUUCCUUCUUUCUUUCUUUCUAGGUGGUUUCCAACCUCGUUCUAUUUCAAAGUUACGACAUAUUUCAAAGGUGCCUUUAUUAUUUUAUUGUUAAAAAAAAGUUUCCCAAAGUCUAAUGCGCCUUAAAAAAAUGUGCAACUAAAAAUUGUUUGUAUGGAUGAAUUAACUGUUAAGAUUCAAUAAAGAUUUGAAGCAUUUAUUAUUAUGUA